Enterobius vermicularis (human pinworm) is the source of this 288-nucleotide messenger RNA. NCBI's taxonomy places the organism in Eukaryota, Metazoa, Nematoda, Chromadorea, Rhabditida, Oxyuridae. The record is from the annotation of a GenBank genome assembly.
AUGAACGGUGUAGCAGUUUGCCUGUUGCCUGCCGCUGCUCUGCUAAUAUUUUUGGCACACGAGACGACUGCCUAUCAAUCUUUUCCCGGGUCUCCGUAUCAGGUAUCAUUUCGGUUCCGUAAAGAUGCCGGUUACAAGUCUCAACCACCAUUUAAAGGCUACAUUGAUCCGCAGUACAGCCCGGUUAUCCGUUUUCGUCGAAACUUUAAUUCGCUUUCAACAUCAGACGCAGAAGAUCGUAAUACUGCAGUCGAAAAUUACAUGAAACUGAGAAAAGUGUAUCUGUAA